Molecule: messenger RNA, 897 nt
Organism: Clavispora lusitaniae ATCC 42720
Lineage: Eukaryota; Fungi; Ascomycota; Pichiomycetes; Serinales; Metschnikowiaceae
Source: RefSeq, a predicted model, not a curated record
AUGCAUAUGUCCGUCGACUUCAGUCUGCGACAGUUUUGCCAGCUUUCGCUACCGAAGGCGGUUUCAUCCCAGGCCGUAUCGCCUCCUCUUCUGCUAAGUUUUGACACUUCCUCCGAUUCUGAUACAGAAAGUGUGUUUGAUUACUCGUAUACAGAGCUGGAGCUGUCCCAAGUACAACUUUCUCCGUGCUCGUGUGUGGUAUCUCCACCUGGCCUAAAAUUGACUGCUAUCGAACCCGUUACAGCAAAACAUUGUGCGUCUGGCAAUUUCCUUCGCCAGCCGCAAAUUAAUAUCCGGCGCCAGCUUCUGCGACUAAUGGAGCAGAAUCCUGGGACACCAAGAACGCAGACUGCAGAAACCCACAAAGCCGUUUACCAGAGUACUGCAGGAAUCGCGGGGGUCUGUAACCGACCCAAUACUCUCGUACAGGAUAUGCCAACGUCUUCUGUACUGACGCUAAAGUGCCGAGAGACUCGGGUCAAUAGCGAUUUUCUUCGCCGUUAUGCGUUGGAUUAUUCUGCUCGUGUGAGAAAAAUUCUACCCAUGUCUACCGACGAUAAAGAGAUUGUCUGUAUUGGACAAAAUCCCUCGCUUCAGGAGUUUGACAGCCAGCACGGGCUUCUUCGCAUAUCAACAAUGUCCAGAGAAAAGCUCUGGAACUCCGUCGUUCUUGCGCCACGACUGGAUGCGCGGCCGCGAGAAAGUAUAAUGCACCAGCAGGCAAUGCCGUGUGCGUCCGUGGCUCAAAAAAACACUAGCAAUUUCACAACUUGGCAACCUGCGGGUGUACUUCAAGGAGCACAGCAUUUACAUCAUUCAUCGUUUUGUACGACGGUGUCUACAUUUACGCAAUAUACCAUAAAAGGUUGGUGUGACCAGCGGUGGAUUGUACUGUAA